AUUGGAAAAAAGACUCUUGAAAAAAAAUUAAGUGAUAUAAAUAUAUGCACGAAAAUGUUUUAAAAGCGACGAGAUUAGGGAAUCAUUUGAUGAAUAAUUAGCAUAUUUAAUUAAACAAAACUAACAACAGAAUUUUUCUGGUAAAAGUCAUUUCCAAAGCGAGAAGGACAAAAAUUGUAGAGAAUUUUUUUGUAAUUUGAUUAUUUUCGAGGAGAACGUUUCUGUCGGUUUUGGAAAGGUGCUUAGGGAACUUACACAAUACGACGAGAAUUUCAGUGUUUUGCUUCUUUAUUUUGUUCAAAGAAAAACCCGCAAAAUUAGUUUUCGCAAAGCAAUUCUAUGAUAAAUACAGAAUUGCCUUGAAGUGUAAGUAAAAAUAAGUGCGUGUGAGCAUUGCGCGUACAAAAAGAAUAAUAGAAACGAAAACCUCGAUUCAGUGGAAUUCAGUAGUGUAUUGUGUAUCGUUUAAAAAUAAAUAAAUAAACCAAAUAUAAUUUGGUGUAAAAUGUCGGCAACUCAGACAGCAACUACGCAAGGCAAUCAGUCGGCUGGUGGCGGUGAUCAGCAACAAUCUUCUUCAGUCAUCACACCAGAUAGUCCCACACGUAACUUGAGAUCCACUUUGAAUACCACGGAACGUGUUAUUGAUAGUGUGCCAUUUCCACCCAGUCACAAAUUAACGAUGCCUGAGGUGUUUUCGGAUCAACGUACAGGCAAACCGAAUCAUGAUUUACUGAAGCAACACUUUAUUUUGGAAGGGCGCAUUGAAGAAGCUCCAGCUUUACGGAUUAUACAGGAGGGUGCUGCCUUGUUACGUCAAGAGAAAACUAUGAUCGAUAUAGAAGCUCCGGUGACAGUGUGCGGUGAUAUACAUGGCCAAUUUUACGACCUGAUGAAACUUUUCGAGGUUGGUGGAUCUCCAGCAACAACUAAGUACCUCUUCUUAGGUGAUUAUGUUGAUCGAGGUUACUUUAGCAUUGAAUGUGUUUUGUACCUAUGGUCUUUGAAAAUUACCUAUCCGAACACGUUGUUUCUGUUGCGUGGUAAUCACGAGUGCCGUCAUCUGACUGAAUAUUUCACUUUCAAACAGGAAUGCAAAAUAAAAUACUCGGAGCGUGUGUACGAUGCCUGUAUGGAAGCUUUCGAUUGUUUACCGCUGGCGGCCCUUAUGAAUCAACAGUUUUUGUGCGUACACGGUGGCCUUUCGCCCGAAAUACAUGAAUUGGAGGACAUACGACGGUUAGACCGUUUUAAAGAGCCCCCUGCUUUUGGACCAAUGUGCGAUUUGCUGUGGUCUGAUCCAUUGGAGGACUUUGGCAAUGAGAAAAACUCCGAUUUUUACACACAUAACUCCGUACGCGGCUGUUCGUAUUUUUACAGCUAUGCCGCUUGUUGUGACUUCCUGCAAAAUAAUAACCUUUUAUCGAUUAUACGGGCCCAUGAAGCACAAGAUGCUGGAUAUCGCAUGUAUCGUAAAAGUCAAACCACCGGUUUCCCUUCCCUUAUCACCAUUUUCUCGGCUCCUAAUUAUCUAGAUGUGUAUAACAAUAAGGCUGCCGUGCUUAAAUAUGAAAAUAAUGUUAUGAAUAUACGACAGUUUAAUUGUUCGCCUCACCCUUAUUGGCUUCCGAAUUUCAUGGAUGUGUUUACUUGGUCGUUACCAUUUGUAGGCGAAAAGGUGACCGAAAUGCUAGUUAAUGUAUUGAAUAUAUGCUCGGAUGAUGAGCUAAUGACGGAAGAAAGUGAAGAGCCUUUAUCCGACGAUGAGGCUGCAAUACGUAAAGAAGUCAUUCGCAAUAAGAUACGGGCUAUCGGCAAGAUGGCACGUGUUUUCUCUGUGUUACGUGAAGAAUCCGAAUCUGUGUUGCAACUUAAAGGACUUACACCCACCGGAGCCUUGCCAUUGGGUGCACUGUCGGGUGGCAAGCAAUCACUUAAGAAUGCCAUGCAAGGCUUCUCACCCAAUCACAAAAUCACCUCAUUUGCCGAAGCUAAAGGAUUGGAUGCAGUCAAUGAAAGAAUGCCACCGAGACGUGACCAACCACCAACGCCCACCAGUGAGGAACAAAAUAAUCUGGCCGGCGGCGGAAAUGAUAAUAUCAAUAGCAAUACAAACAACAAUGCCUCUCAUAAUGGGUAAUUAGUAGGCCAGUAAGCAAUAUUUAGAAUGAAAAAAGGAGAAAUAUAUAUAAAUACAUAUAUAUAUAUAUAAAUACA
Messenger RNA from Glossina fuscipes, 2217 nucleotides. Its product is annotated as serine/threonine-protein phosphatase 2B catalytic subunit 2. Gene Ontology annotation, molecular function: calmodulin binding; calmodulin-dependent protein phosphatase activity. The record is from RefSeq and is a predicted model, not a curated record. Gene Ontology annotation, cellular component: cytoplasm; calcineurin complex. NCBI's taxonomy places the organism in Eukaryota, Metazoa, Arthropoda, Insecta, Diptera, Glossinidae. The transcript has a single exon. Gene Ontology annotation, biological process: calcineurin-mediated signaling. The coding region runs from base 506 to 2140 and encodes 544 amino acids.